Messenger RNA from Cylas formicarius (sweet potato weevil), 2861 nucleotides. RefSeq names its product protein neuralized (gene neur). Lineage: Eukaryota; Metazoa; Arthropoda; Insecta; Coleoptera; Brentidae. Bases 300 to 2120 code for a protein of 606 amino acids. Gene Ontology annotation, molecular function: ubiquitin protein ligase activity. The record is from RefSeq and is a predicted model, not a curated record. The transcript is spliced from 5 exons.
GUUAACAAAUAUGUUGAAUAGAGCCCGCAUGUGACAGUCUGUCAAAAUUCCACGGCUAACUUCAUUUUUAUUACUUUUAAGUUGGAAAUAAAUAUUUUUUAAGUUUUUAAGUUUUAAUUAUUAACCAGGCUUUGCUCGAAAUGCCUGGGCUAUUCGUCGUGUGAAAGUGAUCGCGCGGGGGCGAUGCAAAUUUUCACGGAGUUUAAAAGGCCGCAAAAACUGCGUGUGGUGAACUCCAGCGUACUAUGUAACUAAACGACCUCCAAAGUGUGAUAGAUAACCGCUGACUGCUUGGAAGUAUGGGUCAGGUGUCUAGCGCCGUUAUAGCGUCGAGAUCGUCGUCGCACGGCGGCGGCACCAACAACCUGCCCCCGCUACUCUUCCACAACGUUCACGGCGAGAAUAUCCGGAUAUCGCGCGACGGCACCAUUGCCAAACGCGUCGAGAGUUUCUGCAAGGGCAUCGCGUUCAGCUCGCGGCCCGUCAAAGUGAACGAGAAGGUCUGCAUCAAGUUCCUCGAGAUCUCCAACAACUGGAGCGGCGUAAUCCGGUUCGGGUUCACCUCGAACGACCCCACCGGGCUCAGGUACGGCCUGCCGAAGUACGCUUGUCCCGACCUCACCAACAAACCGGGAUACUGGGCCAAAGCGCUGCCCGAAAGAUUCUGCAGCCAGAACACUGUUCUGUUCUACUACGUCACGUCCACCGGUGACGUUCAUUUCGGUAUCAACGGCGAAGAAAAGGGAAUCUUCUUCGGCGGGGUGGAGACUCGGGGACCGGUGUGGGCCCUGAUCGACGUCUACGGCAACUCGACCGCUAUCGAGUUCGUCGACGUCAGGCACCAGCUGAACAACUCCAGAUCGAGCGUGACGUCAAACUCGUGCAACAGCGGUGCGCACCAGAGAACGGGCGACCCGGUGGACCGCAUCACCUACCCCAUGCAGCAGAUGCAGAUCCAAGCGCCGCAGCAGCACCAAAUCCGCGAAACCCACGACCUUUCGCUUCCGCUGCUCCGCUACCAACCGCAGCAGACCAGUUUCCAGGCGAUGCCGCUGCACCGCACCAGGGGGCGCAACGUGCGCUUCGUGAACGGCAAUCGGAGCGUCGCGAUGAGGACCGAGACCGAGUUUUGCCAGGGUUACGUGUUUACCGCGAGGCCCCUGCAGCUUGGCGAGAGGAUCGUCGUCCAAGUCUUGUCCACGGAGCCGAUGUACCAGGGAUGUUUGGGUCUCGGAUUGACCUCUUGCGAUCCGGCGACCUUGCAAACGACCGACCUGCCGGACGAUUCGAAUUUCCUGCUCGACCGUCCGGAGUAUUGGGUCAUAUCGCGCGACUUUGCCCGGAACCUAAACAAGGGUGACGAGAUCAGCUUCUGCAUAAGCGCCACCGGCGAGGUGCAGAUCGCGUGCAAUGGCGGCGCGCCGCUGGUCGUCAUCCACGUCGACCAGACGCUCCGGCUGUGGGCGUUCUUCGACAUCUACGGCUCGACGCAAAGGAUCCGGGUGCUGAGCGGCCACGCCUCCCCGACGAGGUCGAAUCCGGAACGAAGACAUCCGACGACUAGCGAGUCUAUCAACAGUCUCAAUUUGCAAAAUGAAAUGUCGCGCCAGUCGAACGGAAGACUGAGCGCCGUCCAGACACCCGCGCAGCCGCAGAACGGCCGCCUGUGCUUCCCCCAGGCCGAUAUCCAGGUGCAGCCGGCGGCCAACGGGGGCGCCGUCCUUUCCGUUAUACUGCCGCCUGCGGCGGCCAUUAACCACCAUCCCUACGGUGCGUCCCCGCUCUCGCCCGUCAUGGCGCCGGUGCCGACCACUUCAGCCGGCUUGGCCGCUGGCACGAUGAUGUCGUCUUCCAGCGCCACCUACAUCGAGCCGAUAUCAGACUCGAGCACUUACUCGACGCCGCUGUCGUGGGCGGAGCAGAACGCGACCGCCGCCAUAGGCGCGGGCAUCGAGUGCACGAUAUGCUACGAGAACCCGAUUGACGCCGUGCUGUACAUGUGCGGCCACAUGUGCAUGUGCUACGAGUGCGCCCUUCAGCAAUGGCGGGGCAAGGGCGGCGGUCACUGCCCCCUGUGCCGGGCCGUUAUCCGCGAUGUCAUACGCACGUACAAGUCCUAAGGCCGAAACUCGAAUCCGACAAAUAAAGCAAAAUCCACGAGUGCUUCCAGGUUUCGCAAAGACUGAGAAACGUUCAGUUAAAAGAGAGAAAGAACGAGAGAAAGAUAGAUAUAAGUCAACAGUAACGUUAUAUCCAAAUAAGAGGCCAUUCAGUGAGAGCCCUUACAGUUUGUUAUGGUGUUUUCGUUACGGAAUAUUGAUUCCCAAGAACAAGUGAUACAUUUUAAAUCAACCCAGCCAGAAAGAAAGCGCCUCUGGUCCUCUCUUUUUGGAUAUAAUGUCACGGACGUCCACGAAUAUUUUGCCAAAGAUAGAAAGCCGCAACCCGCGUUACACGCGGGUGGCGCGGCCAGUCUGCCAGCUUAGUCAAGCCUGCCCGCGCGGGUCGGGCAGUUUAAUUUUAUUUUUUAAUUUAUUGUUCGUCCCUCCGCCCACAGUUCGUCGCCGCCCCCCUCAGAUUGUACAUAAUCGGUUGAACAGGGCGGAGAAUGUUUUUUUUAGUAAUUAAUAUUGUAAAUUUGUAAAGUGAUACCCCCACGCCCCGCAUUGUUUGACGUUUCCGUUCGCGACGUUGCAUUGUUUCGCACAGCAACAGCAGGCCAGUUUCCGAGCCGCGGGCGGCGUUGCCGUUCUUCCGCGCGCUCCUCUUCUUUUGUAUAAUAAGUUUUCUAGUCAAAUAAGAUUAUGGUACUGAUUUAGUAGAGAGCGUUAGUAUAAAAUUAUUAUAUUCUGAAAUAUAAA